GGCUGGCAGAGGCAGCGGGCGGCGCGGGCGCAGUGGUCAGCGGCAGGAGGAAUCACACAGCUGCAAACCACAGGGUUUCGCAGGGCGGCGAGCAUCCCCAAGCCACAGCCAAGGCACCGCUUUCUUUUUUUUUAAUCUUUAACAAUUUGAAUAUUUGCUUUGCAAAGGUGAAAACACCCUGGGACCCCGCCUUCCGAAGAGGGUGCCUGGAGCAGCGGCCAUGGCCUCCGAGAGCAUGUUUGAGUCAUUUCCUUCGUAUCCGCAGUGCUUCAUGCGGGAAUUUGUACACGGAAUGAAUCCAUCUAGAGACUUUCACGAUGCCAGCACGAGCCGCCGCUUCACGCCGCCGUCCACCGCGCUGAGCCCGGGCAAGAUGAGCGAGGCGCUGCCGCUGGGCGCCCCGGACGCCGGCGCCACCCUGGCCGGCAAGCUGAGGAGCGGCGACCGCAGCAUGGUGGAGGUGCUGGCCGACCACCCGGGCGAGCUGGUGCGCACCGACAGCCCCAACUUCCUCUGCUCCGUGCUGCCCACGCACUGGCGCUGCAACAAGACCCUGCCCAUCGCCUUCAAGGUGGUGGCCCUGGGGGACGUUCCGGAUGGGACGCUGGUCACCGUGAUGGCCGGCAACGAUGAGAACUACUCCGCCGAACUGAGGAACGCCACCGCGGCCAUGAAGAACCAGGUGGCGAGAUUCAAUGACCUCCGGUUUGUCGGCCGCAGUGGACGAGGGAAGAGCUUCACGCUGACGAUCACCGUCUUCACAAACCCGCCGCAGGUCGCCACGUACCACCGGGCCAUCAAAAUCACCGUGGACGGGCCCCGGGAGCCGCGAAGACACCGUCAGAAACUAGACGAUCAGACCAAGCCGGGGAGCUUGUCCUUCUCCGAGCGGCUCAGUGAGCUGGAGCAGCUGCGGCGCACGGCCAUGCGGGUCAGCCCGCACCACCCCGCCCCCACUCCCAACGCGCGCGCCUCCUUGAGCCACUCCACUGCCUUUAACCCUCAGCCUCAGAGCCAGAUGCAGGACACUAGGCAGAUCCAGCCCUCCCCGCCCUGGUCCUACGACCAGUCCUACCAGUACCUGGGGUCGAUCGCCUCUCCCUCCGUGCACCCAGCGACGCCCAUCUCGCCGGGCCGGGCCAGCGGCAUGACGACCCUCUCCGCAGAGAUCUCCAGCCGGCUCUCAACGGCCCCCGAGCUGACGGCCUUCGGCGACCCGCGCCAGUUCCCGGCGCUGCCCUCCAUCUCGGACCCGCGCAUGCACUACCCGGGCGCCUUCACCUACUCCCCGACGCCCGUCACCUCGGGCAUCGGCAUCGGCAUGUCGGCCAUGGGCUCGGCCACACGCUACCACACGUACCUGCCGCCGCCCUACCCCGGCUCCUCGCAGGCCCAGGGCGGCCCCUUCCAGGCGGGCUCGCCGUCCUACCACCUGUACUACGGCGCGUCCGCCGGCUCCUACCAGUUCUCCGUGGUGGGCGAGCGCUCGCCGCCGCGCAUCCUGCCGCCCUGCACCAACGCGUCCACGGGCGCCGCGCUGCUCAACCCCAGCCUGCCCACGCCCAGCGACGCGGGCGAGGCCGAGGGCCGCCACAGCAACUCGCCUACCAUGCCCGCCGCGCGCCUGGAGGAGGCCGUGUGGCGGCCCUACUGAGCCCGGGCCGGCCGGACCCCCGCGCCGCUGGCACCAGCUGGACCGGCCGGGGCCACCAUCGCCGCGGGCCUCCAGCUGGACCGGCCGGGGCCACCAUCGCCGCAGGCCUCCAGCUGGACCGGCCAGGAUCCCCGUGCCUCCAGCUGGACCGGCCGGGGCCACCAUCGCCGCUGACACCAUCUGGACCGGCCGGGGCCACCAUCGCCGCAGGCCUCCAGCUGGACCGGCCGGGGCCACCAUCGCCGCUGGCACCAGCUGGACCGGCCAGGAUCCCCGCGCCUCCAGCUGGACCGGCCGGGGCCACCAUCGCCGCUGGCACCAUCUGGACCGGCCGGGGCCACCAUCGCCGCGGGCCUCCAGCGCCCUCAGAGCCCGCCGUCUGCAGAGCGUGACCGUCCGGCCACGUGGGCCGCUGGGAGGCAAACAGGAAGAUUCCAGAGGAAAACUGUGAAUGCUUCUGAAUUAGCAAUGCUGUGAAUAAAAGAAAGAUUUUAUACCCUGACUUCACUUUUUAACCAAGAUGUUUAUUCCAAAGAGGAUGAAAUUUUGGUUCAGGGUUGGGGGAUGCGACUCAUCCUGUCUGGCAUCGAGUUUGUAUUUUUCAUGUUCUUUUCCAGCACCUUAUAAAUUGCAAAAUGCGUAUUUGCAUUUGGGGUGGUUUUAUUUUUAUAUAUAUAUAUAAAUUUGAGCUUGCUUCUUUCUUACUAUGACAAUUGAAAAAAAAUAUGAUUCCUUUUCUUGUAAGUUUUAUUUAACUUUUCUUUUGGACUUUUGUGUAGUUGUGGUUUUUUGUUGUUUUUUUUUAAAGAAACAGCUACAGCUUUGGGUCAUUUUCAACUACUGUAUUCCCACGAGGAAUCCCUAGAUAUUUAUGUAUCUUGAUGUGUAGACAGUUACGUAUGUGUUGGUACUUUUUUUAUUAUUUAAAUGUACUUAUAUUAAGAAGAAAAAUAUCAAGUACUACAUUCUCUUCUUUUUUUUCUUAAAUAGUAGCCAAAGUUAAAUGUAUCACAUUGAAGAAGGCUGGGAAAAAGGAUGGUAAUGUGAUCACGUGGUUACCUACAUAUUGUUUACAUUAAACUUCCUUUCAUGUUAAUCAGACGAGUUGGUAGCUAAUGCAGCCAUGUUUUCAUAGCCUUUUAGAUCCCGAGGGUCCGAAGGCCCGAGGCGGGCGUUUUCUGCCGAGCCCCACAAAGGCUCUGCGAUCGUACUCCCGCCCUGGAAGCAGAGAAGGUCAGGCCUGGCCGCAGAGGGCUCAGCGGACGCCGGAACGGCCCCUCUGGCGAGGACUUCCUGUCGGCCUAGGGAUCCGCUCACUGCGUGCCUCUUGGUAAUUUCAGAACAAAUCCAAAGUCAGCCGUGUGGGGGAGCAGUGUCCAGGUGGGAACCAAAUCCGUGAAUUCAGGGGCUCCUUCCGUGCUGGGUUCUGGGGGAGGAAGGAGACCUUCCGAAUCCAGAAUGCAGUGGCUUUUAGCUUUAAGAAAAUACCCCUCUCUUGCAGUGCCUGCUCCUUCACCCAGAGUAAGACGAGUGGCUGUUCCCCGAGGCUGGGGGUGGGAGGGCCUGGGCUGGGUGCCUUUGCCCACUGAGGGUCUCGGCCAGGACGGGCCCAGCAGCGGGCUGUGCGAGCCAGUCUCCCUCUGUCUCUGGGGUCCCCUGGGACAGCAUCAGCCCCCCUGUGCAGGACCCCAUCCCGUGCUGCUCACUAACCACCCACCUUCGCGUUGCUGUCCCCAGGCUGAGACCCUCCCCUAGGGGGAGGGAGGGUGCACUUUGACCUGCGCGUCAUGUGACCGGAAAGAUCCGUGUCACCACUGCUGCCCAUGGCUGCAAGUCAAGCGUAGCCAAUGUCACUGUAAACUGAUGGCACUGUUUUAACUGGAGGAUUCGGUCAGGGCGCACGGAUACUACAACUCGCAAAUACUAACUGCUGACUUCCGCGCGUGUGCGCUCAGAACGACCGGAGGCCGUUGGAUGUACCUCUUCGACUCGUAGGCACGACUUCAGGUCAGCUCAGAGGAGUGUUUGAGCAGGACUUGAGAACAGUGGUUUUUAUUCUGUAAAUGUGAGGGUUCACGUUAGAAAGAUCUUCGGCUGCAGGCAGCAGAGACAGCUGAGUUUAUUUAAAACAACUUGUUUUUUUAGUUUUCUUCUCUAUCCAGGGGUGGGGAACGUGGGUUUACAGUUGUGAAUAUGCAAAACACAGAGUUUAUUCUUGUAUUGUUAUUUAUUCAUUAUUGUAUUAUUUGCCACGCGAGCGCUGUGCCCCGACUGUUGCCCGCCCUGGAUAUGCUGUUUUACGCAAACGCAGUAGCACUUUGGUGAGAGGUAAGAGAAGGCCGUGUGUCUUGUGAGGUCAAGAUUAUCUAGAAAAGAGCGAAGGCAGAGCUCGGGGAAACCCAGGCCAGGGCCGUUCUCAUCUUAGACACAGUUCUCCCUCCAGCAUUCAUUUUCCUGUUUUAUUCUACAUUGCUCUUUUUUUUUUUUCUUUUCUUUUUGGCAGGCAAAUUACCUGUCAGUCGAUUUAAAAUGUUCAUUUCUGAAAAGAACCUUUAGCGGCUAAGUUAGCCCGUUUACCCCGCAUUGAAUUUAAAUGUUCUUUCCAGCACCGGCCAGGGCCACAUCUACCCUGACAAAAUGCUGGGGGAAAGGAAGGGAAAAAUGGUGGUUGUUCAUUUCUGGUCCCUGAAGAUAUUCCAGCUGGAAAUCAGCCGAGUGUCCUCACGGGAGUCAGGUCGCCUGCUGCGUGAACCUUCCAUCUGGGGUCACGCGUGAGCAGGGCUGCUCACUGUCCUUAGGCCCGCGGGUCGGCCGUCCGGAGGCCCCUUCCAGCACGUUCGGUGUUUGAUUGUUCCGGAAGAAGUGAGUCGGAGGCCAGCUGCCUGGGCGAUGGAGGCGCACCUAAUGCCUUCCCCCGAGGGCGGCUCUCGCUGCCUCGGGAACGUUAGGCGGCCCUUCCCUCGGGGAGGCCGGCAGCCGAUACUGGCAAAGCCGAUGUCUCCGGAGCCCUCGUGCCGGGGGAGAGAAAUGAGAGAAGCCAUCUCUGCACUUACAUUUCUCUCCCUCUUUGCCCCUUUAGCUUCUCCCACUUUCUCUCUCCCCAUCUCCCCCUUCUUUUGUUUGGGAAAUAGCAUCCACCCCACCCCAACACCGAGUCCAAACUGGAGGAGCCGCUCCCCUGCGCCCCGUAAAGGAGCCGCGAGUCGGCGUCUUCCUGCUGGGGUGCUGCCCGCGGCCCGGGCCGGAGCCUGCCAGGCCGGUGACAGGCAGAGCUGGGCUGCCGGGUCUGUGCCCGGGUCGGUGCCCACGGACAGAACGGCUCUCGCUAGACGGGAAGCGAAUGGUUUCGCUCCACGUCCUGCCAUUUCCAUGGCGGGUUUCUGUCCGUCCCUGUUUCCUCGGAACAUCCCGCCCCCGUGCUUCUCGGUUUGGGUGGUUUUUCUUUUCGGGGUGACCCGGUUGGGGUCUGUUACACCCCGAACGUCAGUCUGACCCUGGUCGCAGAAAGCAGUUCUGACGUCUGAACAAACCGCCUCGGUUCAGGGCAGCGCACAGCUGUGGGGGGUCUGUUUGUCUCGGGCGUUUUUCCUCGCCCCUCGCCGGGUCAGGGUCCACGAGGCUGCUCGUUGGGUUUCUUUUCCUUCCAGGAGAGUUGCAUCCACCAAGUUCAUUGUAUUUAUGUCUGUAAAUAGAUUUUAAGCUUCAUUAUCAAAUAUUGUUAAUACGAUAACUUUUUUCAAUUUUGUGUGUGCUUCUAAGGACGUUUUCUUAUGUUUGCUCAAUACUGUAGACAAAACUGCUUCUUUCUCCUUUGUUUAUUUCAGACUUUAAAACAAAUACUUUUUAUCCGCUUUUAUAAAGAGCUAACAGCAUGGUUCCAAUUUUUUUUUAAGUUCACUUUUGUUUGAAGGAAAAUGAACCGCUGGUUCUGUGUGCUGUUCUGGAUGUGUAACCAUCAGUGGGAAAUAAACUUUCAA
Eptesicus fuscus (big brown bat) is the source of this 5631-nucleotide messenger RNA. RefSeq names its product RUNX family transcription factor 1 (gene RUNX1). Gene Ontology annotation, cellular component: nucleus. The transcript is spliced from 9 exons. The record is from RefSeq and is a predicted model, not a curated record. Gene Ontology annotation, molecular function: ATP binding; DNA-binding transcription factor activity, RNA polymerase II-specific; RNA polymerase II cis-regulatory region sequence-specific DNA binding. The coding region runs from base 221 to 1654 and encodes 477 amino acids. NCBI's taxonomy places the organism in Eukaryota, Metazoa, Chordata, Mammalia, Chiroptera, Vespertilionidae. Gene Ontology annotation, biological process: neuron differentiation; regulation of cell differentiation; regulation of transcription by RNA polymerase II.